GUCCCGGAGGAGACAGCGACCCCUUCUCAUGUAAUGGGGUUGGGCCAUCCCAAGGAUCCCGGAAAGCACGGACGGUGUUAGUGGGGGAACAGGAAGUUCCGGACAGAAGCGCACCAUUCUUCAGUGUAAAGAAAGCGCCAAAACGGUGCAGUCAAGAAGAUAGCAUUUGUGUCCGUUUCUAUUUAUUACUACAGGUAUGGAAUAGGUUUAAACUUUAUAAUAUCGAAAGAACAUGUGAUACCAUUUUAGGGGAUACAUCUGAUACGGUAUUAUCACGUUUGGUAAAGAUUAAGUCUGAGGCCGGUAACAUCAACAGUGAGGACAGACCCAGCCUGCCUCUCUCCUUCCACACUGAGUCCAAACCUACAGUCACUGGGUCCUGAUUGUGACAGUGGAGCCCAGUUUGCACUGCAGGAUCCAGAGAUGGCAUCAGUGAAGCUGGAAGACUGCAGUCAAACACUGGAGUUGAAUGUCAACAUUAAAGAUGAAGAGGAGGAGGAGAAGAUUGGGAAAUCUGUUUCUCACAGACAACUAGAAUUAAGUCUGAGGCCGGUAACAUCAACAGUGAGGACAAACCCAGCCUGCCUCUCUCCUUCCACACUGAGUCCAAACCUACAUUCACUGGGUCCUGAUUGUUACAGUGGAGCCCAGUUUGCACUGCAGGAUCCAGAGAUGACAUCAGUGAAGCUGGAAGACUGCAGUCAAACAUUGGAACUGAAUGUCAACAUUAAAGAUGAAGAAGAGAAGAUUGGGAAAUCUCUAUCUCAAGGAGACCGUGUUGAGACAUUCUCUACAUCCAGAGAGAAACAGCAGGAAGAUAAUGGAGCUAAGAGGUCUCACCACUGCCCACAUUGUGAGGAGAAUUUUUCAGUUCUAUCAAAACUAAAAAUACACCUAAAAAUACACCUAGGAGAGAAUCUGUAUUCCUGUACUGACUGUGGGAAGAAUUUCUCUACAUCAAAGGUUCUGACAGUUCAUCAGAGAGUGCAUACAGGAGAAAAGCCUUACUCCUGCUCUGACUGUGGGGCGAGUUUCUCUCAACUGGGCACCUUAAAACGACAUGAACGUGUACACACAGGAGAGAAGCCUUACUCCUGCUCUGACUGUGGAAAGAGUUUCUCUCGACCCGAUGACUUAAAAACACAUGAACGUAUACAUACCGGAGUGAAGCCUUACUCCUGCUCUGACUGUGGAAAGAGUUUUUCUCGACUGGGCCACUUAAAAACACAUGAACGUAUACAUACAGGAGUGAAGCCUUACUCCUGCUCUGACUGUGGAAAGAGUUUCUCUCAACUGGGUGAAUUAAAAAUACAUGACCGUAUACAUACAGGAUUGAAGCCUUACUCUUGCUCUGACUGUGGAAAGAGUUUCUCUCAACUGGACAGUGUGAAAACACAUGAACGUAUACAUACAGGAGUGAAGCCUUACUCCUGCUCUGACUGUGGAAAGAGUUUCUCUAAACUGGACAACUUAAAAAGACAUGAACGUAUACAUACAGGAGUGAAGCCUUACUCCUGCUCUGACUGUGGAAAGAGUUUCUCUCGACUGGGCCACUUAAAAACACAUGAACGUAUACAUCCAGGAGUGAAGCCUUAAAAUGCUUCACAUCAACUCACUUAAAAGUUAAUCAGAGAACACAGAUGGGAGAGAAGCCUUACUGCUGCUCUGACUGUGGAAAGAGUUUAUUUUGAAUGUGCCAGUUAAAGACACCAAGGUAAACAUAAAGGAGAGAAGACUUACACUGAGCUAAAAGUUCAUCAGGGAACACACACAGGAGAGAAGCCUUACUUCUGCUCUGACUGUGGCAAGAGUUUCUCCGGAUUGACAAUUUAAAGACACACCACCUGAUACACACAGGAGAGAAGACUUAUCACUGCACUGACAGUGAGUUGAGAUUCUACAAUUUGGGCAAUUUAAAAAGACACCAAUGUUUACAUAAAGGAGAGAAGCCUCAUCAGUUCUCUCAGACCAGCUAAGAUUAGACACUCCACUUAAUUAUCAUCUCAUAAAAUAAUUGGCGAUGUUGAAUUGGAUCAAAUGAAGAAAGUGUAGAACACUCUAUUGUAAUCCUAUUGUUUCUCACUGUGAGAGAACUGUGCAGAGGAAAGGGAGUGUUAUAGAAUGUUAGCCUCUCUUUACUUUAGUGAUCAGUGUGCACCUGGUCAGUUUUGGUGUGUUUUGUUAGCUUCUACUGGAAAGAUAUUGAGAUGAUCUUGGAUUUGCCCUUAAGGUUGAAUAUCCUCUGUGAGGCGUCUCACAAUGGAGUCUGAUGGUUGACUGGGUGGUACUGCUUCCCUCUGCAGUUUUCUGUGGGAAUGAGCUGGUAGACACAACCUACACUGAGUGUACAAAACAUUAAGGACACCAUGACAUAGACUGACCAGGUGGAUCCAGGUGAAAGCUAUGAUCCUUAAUAAUGUAGUUGUGGUGUAUUUAUUAUGGAUCCUCAAUAGCUUUCAGUAGAAAACAAGAAACUGCGGUUGCAGUGGGCUAAGGAAUGAAAACACUGGAAAAUUGGGAACAUAUUGCCUGGUCUGAUGAAUCUCCCGGUUCCUGCUGGUUCCUGCAGUUUCACGCUGAUGGGAGGACUAGAGUAUGGAGGAAACCACGAGUACAUGCAUCCAGUGGUGGAAAAAGUACCUAACUGUCAUACUUGAGUAAAAGUAAUGAUACCUUAAUAGAAAAUUACUCAAGUGAAAGUCACACAUUAAAAUACACCUUGAGUAAAAGUAUUUGGUUGUAAAUAUACUUAAGUAUCAAAAGUUAAAGUAUGAAUAAUUUUAAAUUCCUUAAAUUAAGCAAACCAGAUCGCACAAU
Molecule: messenger RNA, 2817 nt
Organism: Salmo salar (Atlantic salmon)
Lineage: Eukaryota; Metazoa; Chordata; Actinopteri; Salmoniformes; Salmonidae
Biological process (GO): regulation of gene expression
Cellular component (GO): nucleus
Source: RefSeq, a predicted model, not a curated record